Anopheles nili is the source of this 1017-nucleotide messenger RNA. RefSeq names its product intraflagellar transport protein 46 homolog (gene IFT46). NCBI's taxonomy places the organism in Eukaryota, Metazoa, Arthropoda, Insecta, Diptera, Culicidae. Gene Ontology annotation, cellular component: centrosome; motile cilium; intraciliary transport particle B. The record is from RefSeq and is a predicted model, not a curated record. Bases 1 to 1017 code for a protein of 338 amino acids. The transcript is spliced from 4 exons. Gene Ontology annotation, biological process: cilium assembly; intraciliary transport.
AUGGAUAUGUACGACGAAAUGUAUGAAAUUAAAAAUGGACGUGAAAUUGACGACAGUCCGCCACCGGAUUUGGACGUUUCCGGCUCGCUGCAGUUCAUCAACCAAGAGGACGAUGAUGACAACGAAGACGAUGAUCCACAUCCGAAUGAGCGAGAAAAACGAAAGGAAAGCUUUAAUGAAACUCAUCCAUUGAGUUUACUCGAGGAUGUGCCCAAAACUGGUCGCCCUGGAGGAGAAUCAAACCCGAAACGAGAACCGAUACGUAAGAACGAUUCCCUUACAGACAGCAGCGGCAGUAUGACGGAUGACGAGAAGGAACCGGUCAAGAAGCUGGUCGAAGAAAAGGAGUUCAAUCCGAAGCUGUACGAGAACAUCGACGCACCGGGCGAGGUGAAGGAACUGUUCCAGUACAUCUCCCGCUACACACCGCAACGUGUCGCGAUCGAUUUCAAGCUAAAGAUUUUUAUUCCCGAGUUCAUACCAGCCGUCGGUGAUAUCGAUGCGUUCCUUAAGGUCUGCCCACCUGGGCCGGUGAGCGCGAACAAGACCAAAAUGCUGACCGGUCACAUACAGAACCUAGGACUGAUGAUUCUCGACGAACCGUGCGGUGAUCAGAGCGACAGCGUGUUGCUACAAAUGAAACUACGGUCAAUAUUCACCAAACCGAUCGAAACGCCUUCGGCGAUCGUUCGCAGCACGCGGGAUAUCGAUCGUUGGAUCACCGAAAUCCAGUCGCUACGGGCAAAUCAAUCGAUCCAGAACGUGAACGCGCAAAAGCAACCGAUCGUCAACAUCGACAGCCUGAUGUCCGAGUGGCCAGAGGAAAUGGAGCGUAUGCUCGAUACGCUUGGAUUCCCACCGGCCAAGCUCGACUGCAGCUUGGCGAGCUACAUCAAAAUCAUUUGCAACAUUUUCGAUAUUCCGCUGCAAACCGGCGAGAACCAGGUGGACUACAUCUACGCGUUGUACAAUUUGUUUAAUCUGUUUUUGGCCAUCAAGCAGCAGAACAGUUUAUAG